AUCGCCUCCCCACGGUGAAAACCUGGAAUUAUUUUAACACUGCGCACAUCUUUUACAAACACGUAUGUUAAAACUAUAUAUAUAUAUAUAUAUAUAUAUAUAUAUAGCCUAGGUGCAUUUAUUUACAUGGGUACGCUAUUAAAAUAGUAGCAUGAUCUAGCUUAUAUUUUACAUAACGUUAAGUCUGUGCGUAUUAUUAUUUAUUCUGCGGUCAUUUCUGACAGUUGGAAAACCCCUGUAAAGAAUAUGAAAUUGAAAGUAAACUGUAGGGAAAGACUGGGGAAUACCUUUAUUUAGACCUGAUCUAUCUGCGGAAAUACAAGCCGGAUAAAAUCGAUUUAGUUAUAAACACGAGCGCUUUGAAUCUGAGGCGCCAUUGAAUUAAUAGCGACACUUCAGCGGUUCAUACACAGGCUACAAUAUGUCCAAACUUUUGGUGGCUGCUCUUGCUGUGUUCUCGGAUUUGGUCAUGGUCUAUGUGCUGGACUUGGUAGGCACACACUUGAGAGGUGAAGUGAGGAGUUUGGAUGGUGGAGCUGACUUGGUGAGGCAGUGGACUGAGGCUGUGCUGAGAUGCUCAUUGCUCUGCUCAGUCUUCUACUGGAGUGAUGUGAGAGGGCAGCUGAUGAAGAGAUGGGUCAUGGCCCACUGUUUUAUCACUCCUGUGUAUGAAACAGGUCGCUUAACUCUGUUGGGUAUCUGGCCACUGGAGAAGUUUGCAAUGUGGCUGGUCGGCAGUGUGGCUGCUGCUUUGGGAUGCCUGUUUUGGGAGACACUCUUGCCAGAGUCUAAUGGGGAAAGCAGCAGCAAAGAGAAGAAGCAGAAAGCUCGAGUGCUCUUCAUGAGAGUGAUCCGCUUCUACAGACCUGACUACCUGUUCUUAAUCUCAGCAUCUGUCUUUCUAGCCCUAGCUGUCCUUUGUGAGAUGUUUAUUCCACUGUACACAGGAAAGUUGAUCGAUAUCCUGCAGACCAAUUACAGCUGGGAUGAAUUUCUUUCAGCAAUAAUAUUAAUGACGUUUUUCUCUUUUGGAAGUUCUUUCAGCGCAGGCUGCCGAGGAGGCCUCUUCAUGUGUGCUAUUGGCAGCUUUAUUUGUAGAGUGAAGCAUCGACUGUUCAGCUGCUUGCUUAAGCAGGAAAUCAGCUUCUUUGAGACUACAAAGACAGGUGACAUCACAUGCAGACUGUCGACAGACACCAAUCUCAUGGCGCGAGCUGUAGCCCUAAAUGUGAACGUCCUUCUGCGAACCCUGAUUAAGACCCUGGGGAUGCUGUACCUAAUGGUUAGCCUCUCGUGGAAGCUCACUGUACUGAUGCUGCUGGAGACGCCUUUGACUGGCCUUCUACAGAACAUCUAUGACACACAUUACCAGAGUCUCUCAAAGAAGGUGCAGGACUCCAUAGCAAGGGCAAAUGAUGCUGCGGGAGAGGCUGUGUCAGGCAUCAGGACAGUAAAGAGCUUUAACGCAAAGCAGAGUGAGAAGUGUCGCUAUGAUGAGCGGCUGAUGGACACACAUAAUAUAAAGACUCAGCGGGACACAGUCAGAGCAGUGUACCUGCUGGUAAGAAGGCUCACAGAGUUGGGAGUGAAGGUGGCUAUGUUAUACUAUGGUCGCCUGUUUGUGACAUAUGGACAGAUGACCACAGGAAAUCUGGUCUCAUUCAUCCUCUACCAGACUAAUCUUGCACAAAACAUUAGGACUUUGAUUUACAUAUUUGGAGACAUGUUGAACUCUGUGGGUGCUGCUGGGAAGGUGUUUGAGUACCUGGACCGCAAGCCUGAAGUGAGCACAGAUGGGACCCUGGAGCCAGAGGAAUUGAAAGGACACGUCAGCUUCCAGAACAUCACAUUCUCAUAUCCAACACGCCCUGACUGCAGUGUGCUGAAGGACUUCAGUUUGGAGCUGAAGCCCGGUAAAAUGACUGCCCUGGUGGGGAGUUCCGGUGGUGGGAAAAGCACUUGUGUCAGUCUGCUGCAGAGGUUUUACCAGCCUCAGCAUGGACAUGUCCUACUAGAUGGACAGCCCCUGCAGAACUACCAGCACAAAUACCUGCACAGCAAGAUUGUUGCGGUGGGCCAGGAGCCUGUUCUCUUCUCAGGUACCAUACGGGACAAUAUUGCUUACGGAUUGUCAGACUGUUCAAUCAAGAGAAUUGAGGAAGCAGCACGCAAAGCCAAUGCACAUGAAUUCAUCUGCCAGUUCCCGAAAGGUUAUGACACAGAUGUAGGGGAACGAGGAAGUCUUCUUGGGAGCAGUCAGAAGCAGCGCAUUGCGAUUGCCAGAGCUCUAAUCAGACAGCCACAGGUUAUAUUACUGGAUGAGAUCACAAGCUUUCUGGACCCUAAAAGUGAACAAACGGUCCAACAAGCUCUGGCCAACUGCCCCAAACAGACCUUACUGGUGAUUGCACACAGACUGAAGACCAUUGAAAAGGCGGACCAGAUUGUUGUGAUUGAUCAGGGGGUGAUUGAGGAGCAAGGAGGUCACCAGGAACUUAUGGAAAAAGAGGGAUAUUACUACAAAAUGAAAGAAAAACUCUUUACUGAAAAUAAUCAUAAUACCAGUUAAUGUGAAAGAAAAAGACACGCAAGUCUUUGAACCUUAAAAAAUUGACACCUCACACCUCAUCACUCUAGAAUACAACCAUAAUAAAACUUUGCAAUAGAUAUCAUUGACAAUCUGCAUCUUUUCACGUUUUCUUUGUUAGUUCAAUGUUAGACUUUGUUACUUGACCAUUUUCAAUAUUGUAUUUCUGUAUUAUUGUAUUAUAAUUUAAUUAUUCUGCCAAGCUAGCACUGUAAAAAGAAAAUCUGCUGUUGUGUGUAAAAAGUUGCAAAUAGUGGAGGAAAAUAAAAUAUUGCUGUUUUUUUAUGUACACAUAUUGAAUACAUAAAUAAAUAGCUAAGUAAUUACGUAUUUAUUACU
Molecule: messenger RNA, 2926 nt
Organism: Ictalurus punctatus (channel catfish)
Lineage: Eukaryota; Metazoa; Chordata; Actinopteri; Siluriformes; Ictaluridae
Product: antigen peptide transporter 2
Exons: 11
Coding region: 422-2569 (715 amino acids)
Biological process (GO): transmembrane transport
Cellular component (GO): membrane
Molecular function (GO): ATP binding; ATP hydrolysis activity; ABC-type oligopeptide transporter activity
Source: RefSeq, a predicted model, not a curated record